This is a messenger RNA of Ooceraea biroi (clonal raider ant), 3908 nucleotides long. It is a transcript of the gene Myo61F, whose product is annotated as unconventional myosin 61F. Gene Ontology annotation, biological process: actin filament organization; actin filament-based movement; endocytosis. Gene Ontology annotation, molecular function: actin filament binding; microfilament motor activity; ATP binding. Lineage: Eukaryota; Metazoa; Arthropoda; Insecta; Hymenoptera; Formicidae. Gene Ontology annotation, cellular component: cytoplasm; actin cytoskeleton; plasma membrane. The record is from RefSeq and is a predicted model, not a curated record.
UUCGUGCGUUACACCGUGGCGUGUACACGGGACACCACGAGUAACGCGAUUCAACCGUUAUCCACCGCGAUUAUCCACGACGGUUUUUUCUCGCGAUCCCAUCGCGAAACCGCAAGGAAAUCGUGAUCGGUUCGCGAAUCUCUCGCGAAUCGUGGUACAGUGUACUCUCCUUCUUUCUCUCUCUCUCUUCCUCUCUCUGAUGGUGACCUGACGGCGAUGGAUAAAUGCGCCGCCCGUCUGGACUCGUAAGCCGCCACUGAACCCGAGAACGAGAGUACUCGACGCGCGAAACGAAAUUUGGAGACAGCCGAUACCGGGGGUGGCUUGAGCAAGCCUGGCGCGGAACCGGAAGUCUUCAAACACGACCGGAAAUUGCUCGGGAACAUGGAGCGUGGAUUGCACGAACGCGACCGAGUCGGCGUUCAAGACUUUGUUCUGCUGGAAGACUUUCGCAGCGAGUCCGCCUUCAUCGACAAUCUACGGAAACGAUUCAAGGAGGAUCUCAUUUACACGUACAUCGGUCAAGUGCUCGUCUCGGUAAAUCCGUACAAAAAACUGUCUAUCUACACUCCGGAAACCAUCCAGUACUAUCACAGAAGGAACUUCUUCGAGGCGCCUCCUCACAUUUUUGCUCUGGCGGACACCGCUUAUCAAUCCUUGACGAAGGAGAAUCGCGAUCAAUGUAUCUUGAUUUCAGGCGAAUCGGGAUCUGGGAAGACGGAAGCAUCCAAAAAGGUCUUGGAGUUUAUAGCGGCAGCCACCGGGCAUAAGAAACAGGUCGAAGAGGUGAACGAAAAAUUGAUCGGCAGCAAUCCCGUGCUGGAGGCAUUCGGUAACGCGAAGACCAAUCGCAAUGACAACUCAUCCCGCUUCGGCAAAUAUAUGGACGUACAAUUCAAUUUUCAGGGAGACCCAGUUGGCGGUAAUAUCUUAAACUAUUUGCUAGAGAAAUCCCGAGUUGUACAUCAGUCAGUCGGCGAGCGUAAUUUUCAUAUCUUCUAUCAGCUUUUGGCAGGCGCGGACGACGACACGUUGCGAAAGCUGUUCCUGAAAAGAAACCUCGACACUUUCUUCUAUCUGAGCAACGGUACGAAAGGUACGGUGGAUACCAUCGACGACGCCAAUCAGUACAGAGAGGUCAUCCGAGCGAUGAAGACCAUGGAAAUGUCCCAGCAGGAACAAAAUGACCUGUUCGCCAUAGUCGCGUCCGUGCUGCACAUGGGUAACGUGGGUUUCACGGAGGAGGAGGGCGUGGCAAAGAUCCUGAAACCGGCGUCCGUCGAUGCCGUAGCUGCGCUGCUAGGAUGCGACGUGAAGCGACUGGCAAAGGCGUUCACUCACCGUACCAUAGACGCUCACGGUGACGUGGUGGUUUCACCACUGAAUAGAGAAUUAGCUAUUUACGCGAGGGACGCGCUAGCGAAGGCUGUGUACGACAGAUUAUUCACCUGGCUCGUGACUAGACUCAACAAAUCUCUGCAACCUCAGACUGAUCCCCGGCGCAAAAUGGUCAUGGGCAUUUUGGACAUUUACGGUUUUGAAAUCUUCCAGAAGAACAGCUUCGAGCAGUUCUGCAUCAAUUUUUGCAACGAGAAAUUGCAGCAGCUGUUCAUCCAGCUGACACUAAAGUCGGAGCAGGAGGAGUACUUGCGCGAAGGAAUAGCUUGGGAGAACGUAGAGUAUUUCAACAAUAAGAUUAUCUGUGACUUAAUCGAGGAGAAGUAUAAAGGUAUGAUAUCAUUGAUGGACGAAGAAUGCUUGCGGCCUGGCGAACCGACAGACAUGAGUUUCUUGGAGAAAUUGAACGUGAAUCUAAGCAACCAUCCCCACUACAUCAGUCAUCAGAAGGCAGACUUACAAACACAGAAAAUUAUGGGUCGAGAUGAAUUCAGAUUGGUACAUUACGCCGGCGACGUGACGUAUAACGUACGCGGAUUUCUCGAGAAGAAUAAUGAUCUAUUAUUCCGGGAUUUGCGUGAAGUUAUGUCGCACACGACAAACUCCAUCACAAAGAAUGUAUUCGACGUGAAAGAUUUAACGAGUAAAAAACGUCCGGAAACUGCUAUAACUCAAUUCAAGAAUAGCUUGAAUAAUCUGGUCGAAAUCCUCAUGGGCAAGGAACCAUCUUACAUUCGCUGCAUCAAGCCCAACGACUUUAAAAUGGCCAAUCAAUUCAACGAAAAGAUCGUGUUGCAUCAAGUGAAGUACUUGGGCCUGAUGGAGAAUCUACGAGUGAGGCGCGCCGGUUUCGCAUAUCGAAGACCAUACGAGCAAUUCUUGCAGCGUUACAAGAGCCUUUGCUCUGAAACCUGGCCAAAUUAUCACGGCCCGGCGAAGGAGGGCGUUCAAAUGCUCGUAUGUUAUCUCGGCUACGAGCGCGACGAAUACAGGAUGGGCAAUACAAAGUUAUUUAUUCGAUUGCCGAAGACGUUAUUUUACACGGAAGAUGCGUUCCAAGUGAAGAAACACGAAAUAGCCGCCAUUAUCCAAAGCAAGUGGAAGGGUAUAUUAAUGAGAAGAAAAUAUUUGGAGAUGCGAGCAGCGGCGAUUGUCUUCCAACAGUACAUUCGUAGAUGGAUUGCGAAACGCGAAGCGAAGAAGCGUCGAAAGGCGGUUGUUACUAUCCGCAGAUUCAUUCAAGGCUUCAUCACUCGGAACGGACCGCCUACUGAGAUUAAUGUGGCAUUUAUCGAACUGGCGAAAUCGCAAUGGCUCAUUAGACUCUCCAAGACAUUGCCACCACGUGUCUUAAAUAACUACUGGCCACCAUGUCCAUACGCUUGCCGAGAGGCAUCAGAGCAUUUGCGUGUAAUGCACAAGCGAUGGAAAGCCCGUUGUUACCGAAUGGCAUUGAAAAAGGAAGAUAAGGAGCACUUUGAGUUGAAGAUUCUUGCCGAGUCCUUAUUUAAAGGCAAGAAAAAAUCCUACGCGAAGAGUCUAGGUCCAAGAUUCCGAAUCGAUCGUCUCGGUCAGGAACACAAAGCGCUGCGACAGAGCUUUAUCAAUAAUAUCCUGCCUUCCGGAGAAAAUAUAAAGUACGCAACUCCCGUCAUCAAGUACGAUCGGCACGGUUACAAGCCGCGCGAGCGAGUGCUCAUUUUAACGGAGAAUGCCGUGUACAUUCUCGACACGCUCAAGACUUUCAAGCUUAAGCAUCGCCUACCUUACAAGGCUAUCGAGGAGUUGGUUGUCACUGGAGAGUCCGAUAAUUUACUUAUUGUCAGGAUACCACCUGAAUUGAAAAAGGAUAAGGGCGAUCUCAUCUUGGAAGUUCCGCACAUAAUAGAAGCUUUAACGAAAGCAAUUGAUAUUACUAGUAACCGGAGCAUUCUCAAAAUCGUUAAUACCGAAUCUGUGUCUCACAAGCUAGUCAGUGGUAAAGAAGGAGUCAUCGAAUUUAAAACCGGCAGCACUCCGGCAAUUAGCAAAAAUCGGCAGAGUGGACACUUGCUAGUGGUGGCUUCUCCAUAAAAUAAAUCCCAGAAAGGAGAUCUUUUGAGGAUCGAAAGAACCGCAAGUGCUAUGAUGCCCGGAGCAGCCUUGAUACAAUGUGAUUUAGAGAGUACGCGAGUGUUAAGAAGAGAUAAUAUAUGCGACUUUGAUGCACUAAAUUACUCUGGCAAGUUUGUACUUCAUUACAAACGAAUGACAACAACGACGCGCGCGAUCACUUUUGUUUUCAACGUUAAAAUUGUUUCGAAAGGCACAGUGCCAUAAGGCCGUUUUUGUAUAAUAUUCCUCUGUAAUCUAAGUAAUAAUAUUAAUUGAUAUUUAUUCUGAUCGAAAGGGAAAGAUCCGAUCGAAUUGGUGAGUUUACGUGUGGCGAAUUUGUAAAUGUUGUUUAAAUAUAAGCUAAGCUUCAAAGAUGUCAGCGCGAUAAAUAAAGAGAGGCAAAUCUUUUCUUUUUC